AUGGCAGGUUCUAAUACAUUACGGCCAUAUUAUGACCACGACACGUUUGAUGCAGGGUAUUCAGUUAUUUUUAAACCGGGGGUAGGGUUAAUUGACACUGAAACAAACAAACCGAUAACGUCGUCAUUGGCAUCUUCUAUUGCUAAGCAGUCGUCACAAAGAAAUUUUAAAUCGGGACAAAAUAUAGGGUUGUCAGGAUUAUCAAGUAAGAAAUCGAUAGGCGAUAUAGGGAUUGGUAAGACUACAGCAUCAAAUGGCACCGAUAAAAAUUACAUUUAUGAUUUAGAAUUCCAGGAGUAUUUUGACUUUAAUAACUUAUCUGAAUUGUUGAAGAACUUAGUAUGGAAUUUUUGUAAAAACUACUUCAAGGUUUUGUUAUCGCAACCGUUAGAAAUAGUUCGUUUGGUUUUACAAGUGGGUACAUUUGACUUUAGUGAUAGUCCACCUAAAAGACCUUCACGUUACUCCAGAUUGUUGAAUAAACUGAACACCAAAAGCUCAGAUACACCACAACUCACCGAUAUAUCUGAUGAAUCUGACGGGGAAGUGAAUUAUUUUGAGUCUCCAAGCCCGUCAAUGAAUUUGCCCAAGGAGAAAUCGAGAACAAAAUCACCAUCUAAAAUUCGCAAACUGCGUUAUGACAGAAAGACUAAGAAUAAGAACAAAAUUCAGCCUGUUUCUCUUCAUACAGUAGAUAUUAUGUCAUCUAUAAUAGCAAAAGAUGGUCCUUUUGCCCUUUUCCGAGGUAUUAAUGCAUCAUUUAUACACCAAACAUUGUCGCAUACCAUAGAAGCAUGGAUCACCGGGUUCAUUUCGCCAUUCUUGGGAAUACCAGAUCCAUUUUUCUUGGAUUUAACGCAUCUGACUGAACCCUUGAAAUCAUUGUGGUUAUCAGUACUGGCAUGUGUGUUGACUGGGUUAAUUUUGAUGCCACUAGAUUUGAUUAAAGUGAGGUUAAUGAUCACUCAAUUUAAUAAGCCAUCCUCCAAUGAAGAAAGUGGCGUUUCGUCUACCGAUUCUCUGGUCACAAAUAUCAAAGAAGAAAAAGUGCCUGAAACAAGCUCUCGUUCUAUCCGUGAUUCAAUAUGCAACUUCCCUAUCCAUUUCCUUGUCCAUCCGCCACCUACCAUAUCCUUCUUAACCGUAUUGCACCAGUUUUCAACCAGUAUCUUCCGCAAGGCUGCCCCAUACAUUUUGUUCAUCAGAUUUAAUAUUGACUCUUACCUGUCACCAAACUUGUACACUUUUGUGAACCUCUUCCUGUUGAUAUUGGAGUUCUUCAUAAAAUUGCCUGUGGAAAACUUGCUAAGAAAAGAACAAGUAAGGUUCUUAUUAAGACCUAAGUCGGUAUUGGAAGAUGAAAAGAAAGUUAUUACUAUCGACAGUGAAGAGAAUGAUUUGAUUAUUGACUUUAAUAAUGGCUGGAAAGAUGAUAUUGAUAACGAAGUAGAGGACUCUGAUGGAGAACUUAAACCUCUCAGAUCAGUUAGCUUAUGGCAAAGAGUUAAGAUCCUAGGUUUGUUCAACGGUUGGAGAGUCGGUGUUCUAAACGUUAUUGGUUUUUGGGGCUAUAAUAUUUUAAAGAAGAAUGGCACAGAGUUGAAAGAAGAACGCUUAUAG
This is a messenger RNA of Debaryomyces fabryi, 1620 nucleotides long. RefSeq lists its product as uncharacterized. The record is from RefSeq and is a predicted model, not a curated record. The transcript has a single exon. Bases 1 to 1620 code for a protein of 539 amino acids. NCBI's taxonomy places the organism in Eukaryota, Fungi, Ascomycota, Pichiomycetes, Serinales, Debaryomycetaceae.